CCAUCACCUUUCGGGAUGAGGGAUGACGUAAACGAGGGCGCGUGAGAGGGAGAGACGAGGAGACAGCAGCUGCGGCGUUCACUUGCCGUCGGAUUUUCACCGCAUUGCGAAUUGAACUGAAGGGGGUGGGGGGGGGGGGGGGCGGGGAAAGACACAUAAAAGGCAAUUCGCGAUAUUUGAAGAUCUCCAAGGCGAGCGGCGCGGCGCCGGCAACAGCCUCCUCCCUCCCCGACAACAGAGCGGCACCUCCUAAAACUCGGCACUCGGGCAAACUCCUCGGACUCAAGCCCGUCCAUCGGUCCAAAAGAUGGUCGACCGCGAGCAGCUGGUGCAGAAAGCCAGGCUGGCCGAGCAGGCUGAGAGGUAUGACGACAUGGCGGCCGCCAUGAAAUCGGUGACGGAGCUGAACGAGGCGCUGUCCAACGAAGAGCGCAACCUGCUGUCGGUGGCCUACAAGAACGUGGUGGGCGCCCGGCGCUCGUCGUGGCGCGUCGUCUCCAGCGUCGAGCAGAAGACGUCGGGCGACGGCAACGACAAGAAGACGGAGAUGGUGGCGGCCUACCGCCAGAAGAUCGAGAAGGAGCUGGAGGCGGUGUGCCGCGACGUCCUGGACCUCCUGGACCGCUUCCUGGUCAAGAACUGCGGCGAGGAGCAGCACGAGAGCAAAGUCUUCUACCUGAAGAUGAAGGGCGACUACUACCGCUACCUGGCCGAGGUGGCCGGCGGCGAGAAGCGCGGCGCCGCCGUGGAGUCGUCGGAGAAGGCCUACGAGGAGGCGCAGCGGAUCGGCAAGGAGCGCAUGCAGCCCACCCACCCCAUCCGGCUGGGCCUGGCCCUCAACUACUCCGUCUUUUACUACGAGAUCCAGAACGCGCCGGAGCGGGCCUGCCACCUGGCCAAGACGGCCUUCGACGACGCCAUCGCCGAGCUGGACGCCCUCAACGAGGACUCCUACAAAGACUCCACGCUCAUCAUGCAGCUGCUGCGCGACAACUUGACUCUGUGGACCAGCGACCAGCAGGACGACGAGGCCGGCGAGGGCAACGACUGAAGGGGGGGGGGGGCAGUGGACUUUGGCAGCCGCUUUUUGCCCACCCCGCUCGCGCGGCAGCCAUUGUAUAUUUUUCCAUGUGAAGAACGAUUUGAGGAAGUUGGUCCCAAGCCGGAAUGUGGGAUGAAAGCAACUCGUGAAGACGAGCGAGUGCUUCAAAUGGAGAUCAAUUCACAAACUUCCUGAAUGACUCCAAACUAGCCGAUUAUUUUAGUGAUCGCGCGCGGCAGUCUGCUCCAGGAAGUGGAAACAAAUGGCUUUCCCUUUGUGCUAGCAUAGCGCCGCGUGCCAGGAAUGAUGCCAAACGCCGUUGCCGUCUGUCUUUUUCAGUCUUGGUCGGUCGCCCCGGCUCCGAAAAGUCAACAACCGACCAAUGACCUGGCCCAAAUUUGCUACAAAAUAAUAUCAAGUGUGACACAAAUAACUAAAUAGCACACGCCAGUCAA
Hippocampus zosterae (dwarf seahorse) is the source of this 1497-nucleotide messenger RNA. It is a transcript of the gene ywhag2, whose product is annotated as 3-monooxygenase/tryptophan 5-monooxygenase activation protein, gamma polypeptide 2. Gene Ontology annotation, molecular function: protein kinase C binding. NCBI's taxonomy places the organism in Eukaryota, Metazoa, Chordata, Actinopteri, Syngnathiformes, Syngnathidae. The coding region runs from base 308 to 1051 and encodes 247 amino acids. The transcript has 2 exons. The record is from RefSeq and is a predicted model, not a curated record. Gene Ontology annotation, cellular component: cytoplasm. Gene Ontology annotation, biological process: signal transduction.